Messenger RNA from Pipra filicauda (Wire-tailed manakin), 813 nucleotides. Its product is annotated as leucine-rich repeat extensin-like protein 3. Bases 1 to 813 code for a protein of 270 amino acids. The record is from RefSeq and is a predicted model, not a curated record. The transcript has 3 exons. Lineage: Eukaryota; Metazoa; Chordata; Aves; Passeriformes; Pipridae.
AUGGCGAGAGGCGGUGCCUCAACGCCGGCCAAUAGCGGCUCGCCCUGGGGGCAAAGUCCCGCCCCCUCGGGCGCCCAUGGCGGCGCUACGGGGAGAGCGGCGCCAGUGGCGGGAGGGGAUUCGCGCCGGCGGUCGGAGGCGGUAGCGCGGUCGGUCCACGAGCCGCCUCAUCUCCCUCAGCCCACUCAAUCCAUCAGCCCUCAGCCACCUCAGUCCAUCAGCCCUGAGCCCACUCAGCCCCCUGAGCCCACUCAGCCCCCUCAGUUCAUCAGCCCUCAGCCCACUCAAUCCAUCAGCCCUGAGCCCCCCGAGCCCACUCAGCUCCCUCAAUCCAUCAGCCAUGAGCUCCCUCAGCCCACUCAACUCCCUCAAUCCAUCAGCCCUGAGCCCCCUGAGCCCACUCAACCCCCUCAAUCCAUCAUCCAUGAGUUCCCUCAGCCCCCUCAACCCCCUCAAUCCAUCAGCCCUGAGCCCCCUCGGCUCACUCAGCCGCCUCAGUCCAUCAGCCAUGAGCCCCCUCAGCCUACUCAGUCCCCUCAAUUCAUUAACCCUGAGCCCCCUCAGCCCCCUCAAUCCAUCAGCCCUGAGCCCCCUCAGCCUCCCCAAUCCCACUCAGCCCCUCAAUCCAUCAGCCCUGAGCCCCCAAGCUCACUUAGCUCCCUCAAUCCAUCAGCUUCUUUCAUCUUUAGGCCCCUCAGCCCCUCAGUCCCUCAGCCCUUCAUCUCCUCACCCCUUCAGCCCCCCUCAGCCUCUCAGCCUCUCAGCCCCCUCAGUGCCCUCAGCCCCCUCAACCCUCUCAUCCUUCAUCCUUAG